Molecule: messenger RNA, 4650 nt
Organism: Carassius auratus (goldfish)
Lineage: Eukaryota; Metazoa; Chordata; Actinopteri; Cypriniformes; Cyprinidae
Product: RNA-binding motif, single-stranded-interacting protein 3-like
Exons: 10
Coding region: 76-888 (270 amino acids)
Molecular function (GO): RNA binding
Source: RefSeq, a predicted model, not a curated record
UGACUGCGUGUGUUCUCUUCACAGCAACAGGAGCAGGACCCCACUAACUUGUACAUCUCUAACCUCCCGGUUUCAAUGGAUGAACAAGAGCUGGAGAACAUGCUGAAGCCCUUUGGACAUGUCAUCUCCACACGGAUACUCCGAGACGCCAACGGGGUCAGCCGAGGGGUCGGCUUUGCCAGAAUGGAGUCCACCGAGAAAUGUGACGUGGUGAUUCAACAUUUCAAUGGAAAGUUCCUCAAAACCCCACCAGGAGUGCCAGCCCCGACGGAGCCACUGCUGUGCAAGUUUGCAGACGGAGGACAGAAGAAGAGGCAGAGUCAGAACAAGUACCCUCAAAAUGGCCGACCGUGGCCUCGGGAAGGAGAGAGUGGCAUGACGCUGACCUAUGAUCCCACUGCAAUGCAGAAUGGGUUCUACUCCUCACCAUACAGCAUCUCCACAAACCGCAUGAUCGCUCAAACGUCAAUCACUCCAUUCAUCGCAGCCUCUCCUGUCUCCACAUAUCAGGUCCAGAGUACAUCGUGGAUGCCUCACCAACAGUACGUUAUGCAACCUACGGGUGCUGUGAUAACGCCAGCCAUGGACCACACCAUCUCCAUGCAGCCCGCUAACAUGAUGGGACCCCUCACCCAGCAGAUGAACCACCUGUCCAUGGGUACCACUGGCACUUACAUGACUGCGGCUGCUGCUCCUAUGCAGGGGACCUACAUUCCCCAGUACACUGCGAUGCCUGCCUCAGCUGUCUCUGUAGAGGGAGUUGUGACGGAGGCUUCUCCUCAGAGUGUUCCGCCCUCAUCACAGGAUGCCAGCGGUCAGCAACAGCCUCUGGGUGUGGACAACACCAGCGAUCACGCGCCCACCUACACUUUUCAACCCGCUAAAUAACCAGAGGAGGAGGGGGGCGUUAAGGUGACUGUGUUGCCUUGAGACCGGGGACUGCAACGAGGGAACAUUGAAAACAGAGCGCAAGAGACAGGAACACACGUUUGUGUCUACUUUUGCACAAGCAUCUAAAAUAAAAACAUCUACAACAAACAAUUUAUUUAACACCUGGCCCACACCGGAGGACCUUUGGAGGACUCACAAACAGACCAGAAACGAGAGAAAUGCAGUCUCGGAGGUCGAGCCUACUGUUAAUCGGCUAUCCGAAAAACCUUACCUUCAUGAAGUGAACGAAUUCAAACAAGUACAAGUUUUCCUAUUCUUUUUUUUUUUUUUUUUGAAUGUGCAGGUAGGUUUUCAGAAACAGUGGGGUUUUCUAUUAGAUGAGGAAGCACGUUCUUGUAAAAAGAAAGAAAGAAGUCUUCCUCGGAUUCUAAGCUACUAUUACUUUUCUUUUUUUUAUGAGUUAGAUUUUAGUUUUCUAGAGAAUAUCAAUGUUUUUUCAUCUUUGUUGCCUUAAUUUCAAGAAACGUCUAAGACUUUUUCCUGUUUGAGACUAAUGAAUGCAGUGAAAAUGAUCUGACAAAGAAAGGAGAUUACCUGUAUAAAGAAUAGAAAGAAAGAGAGAGGUCUCCUGGAGACGUUUUAAAUUAUCAGUGGUGACUUUGUGUUUAAAAGAGAGGACAGACAAAAAAAAAAUAUUGUGGUCAUGAUGAUGAUUAAAGAGAGUUGCAUUUUUUAGGAACAGAUGAAACAAAUGUUAAUCCACUGCAUCAUGGGAAAUGCAGUUUAUUGUGUAGUGCAGAUCAUUUUUAAUGGCAUUAUUGUUUUUAUCUGCAAUAUUUUUUAUGAGCUUUAAGGUGUUUUUAGCCUGCUUUGCUUGUUUCAUUGCGGAAAAAAGAAAAGAAAACUAAAACAGUAAAAAAAAAAAUGGCAGUGCAAAUCUAAAUAGAUAAGAGCUUAUGGAUUAAAUGAAAAAGUAAAAAAGCAAAUGUGUGCAAAAAGCAAUAGUAAUAGGAAAUUGUUGACAAUUUCUUUAGUCUUUCUUAGCUGUGGAUCAAAUGCAGCCCGUGGAUGGCAUAUUUUAUACCAAAGAUGAAGAAACCCCCCUCAAGACAGUGGAGUGGAUCAAUUUUUGUUCGUUUCUUUUUUUCUAUUUGAGAUUUUUUGGUGUAAUCAUUUGGUUUCAGAGUUAUCCAUUUGACCUUGACAGCCAAAUUGAUACUUUAGGGUUUAAACUUCCUUCCACUGUUGUAGAAUCUAUGUCAGUCGUUCAGUUGAGAGGCAGAAAUCCACCAUCACUGAUUCUCAUGAGUGUGAUCUCCCCACCAGAGGGCGACAGAGAGCGGCUCAACCAUCAAUCAUCUCCCGUCCCGUCUGCCCGGCUGAAAGAACUAUACCUCUAUCGCUGCACCUUCUCAGUCGCCGACUGAUGGUCGGUCACUAUUAAACACGUCGCACAUCCGUUCAGUUCGAGCUUUCCCACAAAGAAGGCCGUAUUCGUAAUUUCAGCUCAACAGGAAUGAAACACAGCACUCACUAGUGUGUAUUUAAACUCUGUGUACAGAUCACUACCUCAUCGAAAGCAAUUUUACCGUGAGGAAACACAGGAGAAUGUGUUGCAGGUCAUGAAACACAAGCUUUGCUUCAGGGGCACUGAGAAACAUUUGCAAUUAGCAGCAUUAGCAUAACAUUUUGUUCUGAGCACUCCCGUCUGUAUUUGCAGUCGCAUUGAUCGAAAUGCCUCAUUUUAUAUGCAAGGUUUCCUCAAUCAACCAGAUGCCAUAGGAAAUCUCUCAUGAAAAUGGCGGUCUUUACUUGAAAAACAAAGGCUCCGUCCCAAAGCCCUUGCUGGUCAUGGCCACAUUUUGGUGGCAUUAUAAUAGUUAGUAAUCCGUAGUUAUCCUAAAAUCUUAAAUCGUGACACAUUAUGGUCACAUGGAUGCACACUGACCAUUGCAGGACGGCGGAUACACACCAACUACGCAAUCUGGGACAGAGCCUAAGGUUCCCAUCAUUAUGGGAUUCGGUGGUUGCUCAGGUGCCUUGACAGCUCAGAAUUAAGGUUAGAAAUAUCACCCAUGUGACAUUUUAACCUUCCGUAUCUGAAAUUAGCUUUCUUUUUAUCAGGCUGCCUAUUCCAGAGGGGGACACUAGCAAACAGAAGAGUAGAAAGAGGGAACAUUUCCUAAUUUAAAGGGAUAGUCCAUCCAAAAAAAAAAAAAAAAAAUCAGUCAAAAAUGAAGAACAGUGCCAACCGAACAAUUUCGGUUCCCAUUUACUUGCACUGUAUGGACAAAAGAUACAACAACAGUCAAUUGGACCUGAAACUGUUUGGUCGCCAACAUUCUUUAAAAGGUUCUCUUUUAUAUUGCGUAGAAGAAAGUAAGCCAUGUUUGGAACAACAUGAGUAAAUUUACAUUUUUGGACAGACUAUCCCUUUAAUGUACAAACCAGGCUGCUGUCUUUUAUUUACCAUGAAGUUGAUGUAAUUUUGAUGCAGUCAGAUAGGAAAGCACUAUAUUAAAGCGUCAGCAAAGAGUUCUAAUACACAUGGUGAAUCAUGGACUGUCUCAGCUGCCUUCAUGGUCAUACGGCUCAUCAUAAAUACUCCUCCUAGUUUUACAGUCGGGUAGCUAGAGUUGUCGAGGUGCUCUGGGAAUAAAUUAUCUGUCUUAAAGGGCCGGCGAGAGUCCUCAAGAUCACUUUAUUCCUUUUGAACGUCAUCGUGGACACUUUGGUCUUUUUUCCUGUUUUCAUGACCUCUAUACAGCUAAGUAAUGAUCUCAAUUAGCCACUAGGGGACAGUAUUAAAGCAAAGUUGGUGUACUUUAUCCUCUGGUGAUGGCCAUUGCAGUGAGAUACUGUGUUCACACUGUGGAUUAAAGCGAAGCGAUGCCAUGUUCCUAAUGAGCAAGACAGCACUGCUUCAAAAAGGACACGCUAGCUUUUAAUUUUUCACCUGUUUAAACAAAAAAGUAAAAAAAAAAAUAAUAAUAAUAAUACAUUUAAAAAGUCACUGUUUUGUCUCUGUCAUCCACUGUCUUUUUGGAGAGUUAUUUUUAUCAUGUGCUCGCUGCUAACAAGCAUUCAGUAUUUAAGUGGUCAGGGCCUUGGGAAUGGAGAGACAAUUCAAGCUGGUAUCUCAAAUGAGAGGUGUGUGAAUAUGUCAUCACGUUAUACACUCUGCGGCCUUCAUGCUUUUCAUUAAAGAGUGAAUAAAUGUGUCCCAUUAAGCUGAAGGUUCUGCUAACUGUAGGAUGGAGUUCUCAUCCCAACUGUAAUUUAGUAAGCUAAACACCUUUCAUCCACGAAGGUUUUCGCUGGCUAGAAACUCUGCUCCCAUUCAUUGGAUGUGAGGUCCAAGCCAUGCUUUUUUUUCUGUAGGUACAUCUGAUUGGCUGUCACAGUUGAGGUCAUUGAAUGACGAUUGUUCGUCUAUUCGUCUGUUGUACUGUCAGGAAACAGCAUAGGUUCAACCAAAUUCAACACAAACUGCAAAACCUCAAUUAGAGACUAACGUGCUGGCAGAUGAAAUAGAGAAAUAUUUAUGGAAUUGUUUUUGUACAGGUGUUGUUGAAAUAUGAAAGCGGAACAGUUUUACGAUGCUACAAUGAUUUCUUGAGUUGCUUCACUUUCUUGCCUCCCAUGUGCUCGAGCUGUGAUCCUGAGAGUGUCUGUAGACCAGUGGAUGUUAGGUUUAAACUUCUGUUUAUUUUUGUUUUCUUUUGAUGAAGCUUUCAAUAAAAAAAAUCUACAAAAUCA